Messenger RNA from Strigops habroptila (Kakapo), 7171 nucleotides. It is a transcript of the gene SH3GL2, whose product is annotated as SH3 domain containing GRB2 like 2, endophilin A1. Gene Ontology annotation, molecular function: protein binding. The record is from RefSeq and is a predicted model, not a curated record. Gene Ontology annotation, cellular component: glutamatergic synapse; presynapse; cytoplasm. Bases 3217 to 4026 code for a protein of 269 amino acids. The transcript is spliced from 6 exons. Gene Ontology annotation, biological process: synaptic vesicle uncoating. Lineage: Eukaryota; Metazoa; Chordata; Aves; Psittaciformes; Psittacidae.
GGAAGAAGAGUGUUUGGGAUGUAGCUGUUCUGCAGACAGGCAGGGUGCUCAACAAAAGAACCAUACACCAGCUGUAUAAUGUGCACAGUUUAUUAAACAAGCACACUAAAGUGAAUAAGCACACUAACGCGAAUCAGGUAUGUAUGUCUAUAGUGAGUUAAGUACAGUAUAGCAAUUCAGAGAGAUGUAUAAAUAAGGCACAGAAGAAAAUUAGGAAUGCAUCAAACAAUUGCUGCAUAGCGAGAACAGAGAUUAAGAAGAAAUAAAUCACCAGUUACCACCGCAUCAUCAUCCAGGCCCACACUUCAAGCUGGGAAGCCCCAUUGCAGCCGAUGCUGGGAGUCUCAGGUAACUGGGAAAAUUCCUACAAGGAGCAUCCACCCAUAGGUGAGGCUUCAGAUUCAGCUACAAGAGGGUCCUGCUUUUAUACCCUUAGAAAAACAACCAGCUUUAUGCCAGCUCGGUAGUUGUUUACUCGUGGGGCCAUGCAAUUUCUCAUGAUCUCACGUCGUCACCGAGAGCGUUGGCCAGGCACCCUGGUAUGGCGAAGUAUGAAGGUCAUAGAACAACUGCACACCUAUGUUUUCCUGGCUCUUUCCAGCAAACUCUCACAAUGAACAUAAACACGUAUACUCUACCAAAUACCCUUUGGCAAAAAACAUACUUCGUUAUGUCUCUCAGUCAUGAGCAGGAAUCAACUCUCAGCUAGCUUCGCAUCUAUUACAGUAGUCCAUAUACUCCUUGAUAAUAGCAUGUGCCCUGAAAACAUCAAUAUUCUUGGAUAACAGUGCAGUGCUAAAGAUAAUUGGGUUCAUGGUGUUUUGAAGGAUCAGUAAAUGAAGUAUUUAGCGUUGUCUAACUUCACUAAACAAUUAACUAAUGCUGGAAAGAAAAAGGAAAAGGAAAGGGGAAGGAGAAAAGGUAGGGAAAGAGGGAAGAGGAAAGGAUACUAGAGGCAAAGGUGAAUUUAUUGAAAGAGAUUUUGGGCCCAGGUUAGUGUGGCUGAAAAAGAUAGCUUUGUAGACUUAACAAUUAUUUAAAAAAAAAAAAAGCUGAAAAUAAUCAAAAUUGAACGUGUUGAAGGCUCAAAGACUUUCCAUGCAGAUAUACAUGACCGUAAUCUCAAGAAAAAGAAAGAUGAACAAGAUUGAAAAUACAAAGAAUGAUCAGUUGAACCCACUGCUGAAGUUUCUUUCAAACUCUUCUGGCAAUAUUCUUACAAUUUGCCAUGGUGCUGUUAACACUUCAUAUUACGGUGAAUCGUUAGUGACACCAUGAAAGCCAAUGUAAAGGAGAGGGACUGCAACUGGAAGAAAAUCAAGUAUUCAGGUCACUUCCGUGUGGUGUUUUGUGGAUCUCUGCCUAUCAUCACUCAGAUUGAAACAUAACUUAGAGAAGAAAGCACACGCAAUACCACAAUAUAGCAAUAGAAAUGAAAGGGCUCAGAUGGGCUUUUGAGAUUGAGUGAGCACAAACACCUCUGCUCCCAUGGAAGUUACUGGAAACAACUUUAGUAGAAUAAAAGUGGAAUGAGACCACUGGUAGACGUAUUCUGAGAUUUCCUACUAAAUCAGGUUUCUAAUGUAAUCAUUAUUAAAUGAUUAGAUGAAUCAUUGAAGCAUGAAUUUUUCAUGCGUACCUUUCUUCUCUUUAUGAUUUAUUUCUUGCCCUUCCCUUGUUGUCCUUUCAUCUCUUUCUUUCUUUCCUGUUCCUUCUUCUUUCUACUCUUGCCUACCUGUCCAGAACAUUGCCACUUAAUUUAAUAUUCCCUCUUAUUUUUUAUUUUAUUUCUGAAAAUACUCUCAUAAAUUCCUGUUUUAAUUAAGCUUGCUGUCUCCAUUACCCUGACUGAUUUUUUUGCAUCUUAGUUUCUUUUGUGCUUCUGUAUUUUUUCAUUGCCACCAUAAUUCCGAUGCCAUUUUUGAAAGCCAGACACUUAAUUAAAAUGCAGUUUCUUGUACUGAACAGUCAGCCAGUCUGCUGACUGUAGUUCUGUAGUGGGUAGAAACAGAAGGCAUCAAGAAAUUCAGAUGCUGAAAAGCACGAUCUGGUGACACUCAAGGGUAGUGAGAAAGCUUACAAAAACAUAUUUACUGUAUGUUAAAAAAAUGUUAUCCUUUUGUAGCUGUUUCUCAGGCAAAAUGAGUACUAUGGUGUUUGCCUGAUUUUCCUGUGUCUGUUUCUACACUUGUAUGCCACAAAGUGAAACAUAUUCAGCAACAAGAACCAUCUCUUGAUACACAAUAAAUUAAGAGCAGUCACUUGUUGACUCCAGACUGCUAGUGUUAUGUUUUGCUGCAAAAAUGUGUAGGAGGUUGAAUUUUGACCAGUGGAAUCAGUGCACAGAAGUGUGAGCUACUAAUGUUUUGUGAGCAGAAAUACUAAGAGCAACUAACAAAGUCAGGCCUUUGCAAAAAGGAAGGUAGAUGCAUUUGUAGCUGCCCCACUGUAGCGCACACAGUAGUAUAGGUAGAAACACCCACUGAGUCAGCUUUGCUGGCAGUAGAAUUUAGCUGGCAAAAUUUGAAGUCAAGUGCCAUUAAUUAAUUCACUCUCUGCAGGCCAUUCACAUUCUGUACUUGCAAAAAUUUGCUAAAGCACAUCAUCAAACAAAUUUGUUCUUUUAUGUUUGCUGUCUUUGUUUUCAUCAAUUAUGGUAAUUGUGUGCUUUCUUCUGAUCCGUAUUGUGCAUCUGAAAUAAAAUACAAGGCUAAAAUGCAGUUGAAAACCGUACUGAAGUAGAGUUUUCCCAAGUCCCCAUAAAAAGCAAAAAGAAUUUCAAAGGUUGUUGGACAUCAUGUUUGGGAAUACAGGUUUUAUUUAAUAUUCUACAACAGAAAAGCUUUCAAACAUUUAAAACACAUAAGGCAGCACAGUUUAUUCUUGGAUUAAAUUCCAGUUUAGUCUGGAGUUUUCCUUCAGAGCAAGGCUGACUCAACCUGCUAUCCAUCUGGUACCCCAGAAUUUUAAGAUAGGUUUUGGGGAUUAAAGAUUUUUCUUCCUGAGUUGUAGCACGUGUUGAACAUGUUAUCUUGGAAGUGUUCCUGGGCUUUCUCUGUCCAUGUAAUUUCAGGGGAAGCUUUGACUUGAAGUUCAGGACAGAGCCUCCUCUCUGACCUAUGAACAGAAGGAAAAAAGAUCAGUGACCAACAACACUUCAUUCCUUUGCUCUAAAAAUAAUUGAUGAAAAACAGGGCAUAGUCCUAAACUUAGAUAAUGUCCUUCAAAUACAUUGUAGUUAGCUCACAUAAAUCUAAGGGGUGCAUUCCGGUCUGUGUAAUCAAACUGUUGCAUGUUUGUAACCUCUGUCACUUGCCUGCUUCAGCUUCCAGAGCUAAACUCAGCAUGAUCAACACUAUGUCAAAAAUUCGAGGCCAGGAAAAGGGACCAGGUUACCCUCAGGCUGAAGCCUUGCUGGCAGAUGCGAUGCUGAAAUUUGGACGAGAGCUUGGAGAAGAAUGCAACUUUGGACCAGCACUUGCAGAUGUCGGAGAAGCUAUGAAGGAGCUUUCUGAGGUCAAGGACUCUCUAGACAUGGAAGUGAAACAAAACUUCAUUGACCCACUUCAGAAUCUCCAUGACAAAGAUCUGAGAGAAAUACAGCAUCACCUAAAGAAAAUGGAGGGUCGACGCCUGGAUUUCGAUUACAAGAAGAAAAGACAGGGCAAGCUCCCUGAUGAAGAACUUCGCCAGGCUCUGGAGAAGUUUGAUGAAUCAAAAGAAAUUGCUGAGUCAAGCAUGUUCAACCUUCUGGAGAUGGAUAUUGAACAAGUGAGCCAGCUUUCUGCUCUUGUACAAGCCCAGCUGGAAUACCACAAGCAGGCCACACAGAUCCUACAGCGAGUUACUUCUAAGCUGGAAGAUAGAAUAAAAGAGGCAUCAUCUCAGCCCAGGAGAGAAUACCAGCCCAAACCACGUAUGAGCCUGGAUUUCACAACUGGUGACAAUGCUCAGCACAAUGGAGGAAUAUCCCAUGCCACCACCCCUAAACCACCAGUAAUGGUCUGUUAUUCCAUGACAUGGUGAGUGCUGUUCUCUGUACAGAUCCUGACCUCAGUUAUUCCAGUUUACUUCAGUGACAAUUGCUAGGACACUCCACCUUGCAAGACUGGAUUUUUUUCACAAUAUCUUUAAUCAGGAUUUCCUUCCUUCCAAUCACAUCCUGAUGUUUGAUGUUCUCCCAGAUACAGGCAGAAAUAAUAUCUCCGUGUGGCACCUGCAGCUGGAAAUUGUCUUGCAUAAUCUUUCAAGUUCCUAGUAACCUAUGCUAGUGAGGAGGGUGAUACAAUGGAGAUUCCUUGUACAUGAGCAUGGCUUGAGUCUUGCACGCUAAAGCUCUCCUCAUACCACCAGUAACUGUCUUCUUCACUUAACAUGACACUUACAGUGUAAUGAACACUUGUCUGUGCUAAGGCAGGGCAGAUUGAUGUUCCUGUGUGUCUGCAGCAUUUGUGUUUUCCUCUUCAGAGAGCUGUAUUUAGCAUUUUCUUCAGUAGGGGUUCUUUCUUUUGAAGUGUUGAAUAGUUUCAGACAAACACCGCCUUUGAAAAUUUUUUAAUAUAUGUCUGGGUUGGUUCAUUCAAAGCUGCAGUCUCGUCAUUAGAAUUUAUUUGGUAAGGUCUUCUAUAUUUCAGCUCAUAGCAACAAGGAUACCGAUCACACGUUAUAAGGCUUGUUGUUGCCAGCAAAAUAGUCUUCAUGACAAAUACAGCAAAAUACACUGAGUGAUAGGUAAAGAAAUGAAAAAGGUUUCACUACAGAAUUUAAUAAAUUAAAUCUGGUAAUUGCUCUAUUGAGAUCUAUAGAAGUGGAAUAUUUUUGUCCUAAAACAGCUCAUGCAUGGGCUUUCUAGCCACAGUGAGGUUGAAAUGAAUAUGCAAAAAGUUAAAAUCUGGAACUUAUUCAUCCUGAAGCCAGUAUACAUGAAAAAGCUGAAAUACUAACUGUAGAGUCUUGGGGUGGAGGGGAUAUUUAUUAAUUACAUGUAAUGUUUGAAAAUCUAACUUAACUAAUGACUUAUCCAUUAGCCAUCCUAAUGGGUUCAUUUUUGGAUGUUCAUGAACUAACAUAUUAGAAGGCUUUUAAUUUCAAACUUGCUCUGAAUCUGCCCUGGUGGCCCUGCAAUCAAGUGUUUUGUGGGAAUGGGGAGAAAAGGUCUUUGAAAACCUCAUAUUAAAAUUCAGAGGAUUAGGAGCAUAUAUACAGUGGUUUAAAGUGUAACUGUACCAGUGAAACUUUCAAAAAAAGGACAAGGACACAGUUAUAUCUUCGCUGUUGUUUUAAGCUAUCCCUUACACUACUUACCUGAGGUGAAUAGACAAAGCAUCUCUGUGCCAAUAAAGCUGGAAAUACAUUAGGGCUUUUGCUGCUGCUUUUUUUUUUUUUUUGUAAACAGGUGAAAUUAGAUUCCAUAGUGAUUAUGGCCCUGCUUUUAGAUGUGAGCUUGAUUGUAUCUUGGUUCUUUUAGGAUUCUCAGACGUCUACUAGUAGUCACAUAAAAAACCAAAGGCUGUCAAAAGCUGAUAGCUGUCUCCUAAUGAAGUUUAGCAUCCAAAUUUGGAUGUUAUCAAAGAACUGUCAUCAGCAUAUGAGUGACAGCAGAAACAGCAAAACCUGUAGUAGGUACAGUGGCAAAAAGGAUACUAUAACUGUUGAGAUUUUUAAAAACAUUUUUUCUUUGUGUUCCUUGUCCAUAGAUGUCCACAUGGAUCAGCCAUGCUGCCGAGCUCUGUAUGACUUUGAACCAGAAAAUGAAGGGGAGCUGGGAUUUAAAGAGGGUGAUAUCAUUACCCUCACUAACCAGAUUGAUGAAAACUGGUAUGAGGGGAUGCUUCAUGGCCAGUCAGGUUUCUUCCCCAUCAAUUAUGUUGAUAUUCUAGUUCCAUUGCCCAAUUAAGAUGGCUGAUCCACCACUUGUGACCCAGAUAGUUGUGCAGUACCACUGCUUUCAAAAUGCUGCUUCUUACAUCUUACAAGUGAAAACUGCAGUGGUUAGAGUUAUUGAUUCCCACUGAGCAUCUUCAGUUUAUGUGUUGUCAUACUACAUGGUGGUGAUGCAUGGUAUCUUCUGAGCCAGCAGAGUGUGGGUUAGUUUAUUGGCCAUGCUGGCCUGGUGGUAACCAGAGCCAUUACGGAGUUGAGGCUGGUAAGAUGAUGGCAAGCAAAGCAGGUAACUCAUAGUGAAGUAUGAGGAGGUUUUGGGAAGAUAAUGCCUAUCACCAUUGUAUUACUUUUCAGUCUUAGUUCUCUAUAUAAAGAAGAGUUCUUGCUGUUCGAUCUUUCCCUUUCUAAUGAUACAGUUCACACAGGUCUAAUAUUGACUAACCAGAAUUGUAUCUUCCAACCAAAUUGGCUUGUUAUUCUCACAGAGAUGGUAUAAAUGUAGACCUUCUGGUUUUGCAGAAAGUGAACCACUGUACUGUGUGUCCUGCUGCUCUCCGCCCAUUCUUAUAGUCUUUAUUAUUGUUAAAAGGCCUAUUUCCAUCCACAGGUAAACUGUAAACCAUAAAAUGGGGAUUCCUGUAGUAAAAACCUUGGACACAAACCACCUGAAUUUGCCCUUCAGGUACUUGGAGCAUGCUCACCAAAAUGCCAGUAAGAGGGCAAGAUGGGGAAUAAAACUGGCAUUUGUUAACUGUUUCUUGUCAAGUCUUGGCACAAAAUCAUGCUGCUUAAGCACCAGAUAUCCUUUGUAAACUCAUUCACUGAGGAAUACAAUAACCAACCAAACAUGACCCUCACUUCAUUUGUUUCUACCAUGUAUUCUUAGAACAUCAUUUGUGCAUAUUCUCUCCUCAAUGAGGACUAAAUGAACCGUGUUAUCUUUUUGAGUUGACCAGUUAAAAACAUGUGGCCGUAUAUGCAAAAACAUUUCCCCCCAUAUGUUUAGUUGGUUCUCAUGUGUUCCUCCUUCCUGCACUUUGUGUGUACAGUGCUGUGCCUAGCUUUUGGCAUUCUUUUGGUAAUGGUUGCAAAAGUUCUGUUAGUUUAGUUAUCCAGAGUUCUAUUUAUCUAAAUUGUACAGUCUCUUUCAGAGGUUUAAUGUGCUGCUUCGAAUGUGCCACUUCAGUACUGGAUGAUGUGAAGUGAAUACAAUUCCCUACUGCUUAGUGCAUAAACUAUAUUAUGGAAAGUAUUGAUAUUUCAAAUAAAUGCUGAGAGAAUAACAGAA